GGCGCUGCUGCUGCUGAAUAAAAACGAAUUAAAUUAUGAAUUCGAAUGAAUUAAAACGCGAAUAAGUGCACAUCGCUCGCAAAACAAAGCUCGCGCCUGGUCUCGGUCCCGUACUCGUGCCGAGCCGCACACACACACACCAGAAACAGAAACACAAACACCAACACACCACAGAACUGGUCCCGUUCUCCCCCUCGAAAAGAACACGGAAAAACGGAAAACUAAAUAAUAACGGUUCGGUGGAAAAAUGCAUUACUAAGCUAACUGCUGGUCGAAAACAGCUGCAGCGCGUGGAGCGGAGUGGAGGGAGUGAUUACCGGGAUAGUAGCCCUAGCCGAGAACGAAAAGUGAACACUGAAAAUCGCAGGCCAGGCCACAUUUCCUCACAUGUUUUCCAAUGCAACGGUUUUCUUCUGUAUCUGUUUUCCGCAAAAACCCAUCUAACGACUGCAACUGACAAAAAGCCUGAGCAAACAUCGAAUUUCAAGCCGAGUUUCAGUGAAAAGUUUAGCUCAAUCCACAGCCCCAGGCACAAUAAGCAAAAUGAUCGUACGUCGCCGGUCCCGUCGCUCCCGUAUGUGGAACAUGGGUCUGCUCUUCCUGAUCUACUACUGCGUCAGCAUCUACUCGGCCAAGGGCGACACCAGGGAGGGAUCGGCGCUACCACUGGACGUGGGCCUGGCCGAGGAUGAAGGCGAUGCCGAAGCUAAUGGAGAAGUAACUACCGAGAUGAAUCGAGAGCUCGAGAACACCACGCCGUAUGAUGCCCCGACAGCCACCGAGCCCACUCACUUGCAUGGAGCCGUCCCGACCUGGCGUCCCAAGCGCGACAAUUGCACCCCGCCGGCCAUCGAGCAGUUUCCUCAGCCACUGAUGAACAAGUGGGCGCGUCAGCACGGCGGACUUAUCCUGCACAUUCUGGUGGCCGUCUACACCUUCUUUGGCCUGGCCAUCGUGUGCGACGAGUACUUCGUGGCCAGCCUGGACCGUUUGUGCGAAGAGCUAAAGCUUUCUCCGGAUGUGGCUGGCGCCACAUUCAUGGCUGCCGGCAGCUCGGCCCCCGAACUGGCCACCGUGGUCAUAGGGGUGUUCUUCGCCAAGGACGACAUUGGGAUCAGCGGAGUCAUCGGCUCGGCGGUGUUCAAUAUUAUGUUCGUGAUAUCCGUCUGUGCCCUGUGCUCGGGAACCGUUUGCCAGCUAAACUGGUGGCCACUGGUGCGGGACUGCUUCUUCUACUGCGUUUCUAUCCUGGUCAUGCUGAUCAUUAUCUUCAACGACGUCAUCUCUUGUUUCGAGUCCGUGGUGAUGCUGCUCUGCUAUGUGGGAUACUGCGUGGCCCUCCACUUCAACACGGAGCUGGAGCGCUGGGCCCUCGGGCUGAACUUGCCGUUUAAGCUGCCCAGCAAGGAGGAGCAGUCGGCCUUGGUGACCUACAAGAAUGUUCCCGAGAGCUCCUACACCCAGGGCAGUGCAGGACAGGGACAACAGCAACAGACGAGCAUGUCCAAGGAGUCCAGCGAUGGCGUGGACGCCAGUAUCACCCAACCCCAGGGCGACUAUCAGAACUACAGCGACACCAAUGCCAGCUGGGACCCGAAUUCCGCCUGGGGCGAGGAGAACCAACCGAAGCCAGCGGCCGCCAGUGCCAGGCCAAGCCAACCACCGGUCGACGACUGGGGUAUGGGGCAAUUCAGUCAAGGCCAGGGACAGGGCCAGGAGAACAUGGCUUACAACUCCGAUCAGCCCGAGUCUGUUGUGACGGGCGAGGCUGCGGCUGCGUCGGCGUCCGCGGGUGCGGGUGCAGGUGCAGGUGCGGCUAAAGGCCAAUUGGUGGGCGCUCCUGCUCCCAGUGGCGUUGACUACUACAAGUCGACGGACAAGCAGCGCGAGCCCCGCCCAGAUCCCCUAAUGCGACCGACGGAGGGCGGUCUGCCAGCGUUGGUUGCCUGGUAUGUAGUGUAUCCGAUACACUUCCUGUGCAAGAAGACGAUGCCCGACUGCCGGCAGCAGCAGUUCCGCAACUGGUAUCCGUUCACCUUCCUGCUAUCGAUGGUUUGGAUCUCGUUCUACUCGUACUUUAUGGUGUGGAUGAUCACCGUGAUCGGGUCCACCCUGGCCAUCCCCGACACCGUGAUGGGCCUCACCUUCGUGGCUGCUGGCGUUUCUGUGCCGGAUGCCCUAAGCUCAAUAGCCGUUAUCAAAGAGGGCUACGGCGACAUGGCCGUGUCGAAUGCGAUUGGCUCGAAUGUCUUUGAUAUCCUAGUGUGCUUAGGUCUUCCAUGGUUCAUACAAACGGCCAUCAUAAAGCCCGGCUCGCACGUGAAUGUCAUCUCCAAGGGUCUCGCCUACUCGACGCUCUCGCUCUUCUCUACCGUCGUCUUCCUGAUCCUCUCGACGCACCUGAACGGCUGGAAGCUGGACAAGCGCCUGGGUAUAAUUCUGAUGCUCUGGUACCUGUUCUUCAUCACGCUGGCGUCGCUCUAUGAAUUGAAUGUCUUUGGCUAUAUGAACCCACCAGAAUGUCCCAGCACUUUCUAAGCAACCAAGAGGAUACCAGCACCAAGUACCAUAUACUCGUGUAGUAUAGUGCAUAAAGAAGCAUACAAUACAUAGUACAUAGCACAGACCCAUGCAUUUGCAUAUUCAUAUUCAGAGGAGAGUCGUGCAUAGUCGCAUCAACAACAAACUGAAGCGCCAGCCACAGCCGCCACAACCGCAGGAGUUCGUCAUUGUAAGAGGAACCGACUCGUACAUUUAAUGUUAAUUAGUGGACAAAUUGAAUACUCAAAUCGCGUUUUACAUGGAUUUUUACAUUGCACCAACCGAAGAGAGAAACGAUAAACCAAAAAGAUAAAAAGAUAAAAGAUGAUUAUAUAUAUUAUAUAUUUACUAACAUAUACAUAUACAAUAUUUAAUGAUAUUUAGGCAAAUAACAAACCAUAUACAUAUGUACGAGAGUGCAGCCACAAUUAAAGUACACAUACCGGAUAAAUAGCACUGUAGAUAGGGAGACAAAUGCAAUUAAACAAGCAACAGAUGAACAGAGGAACAGAGGAAUUUGUUGCAAAACGGUUUUAAGGAACAAGUCGAACAGAACAACGCAAACUUCUCACACCACAAAUCAAACCAAUUAUACGAUCAUUAUACAACAUACAUAUAUUUAUGCAUAUGUAUGUAUGUCUAUCGUAUAAGUAUGUAUCUGCAUGUAUAUACUUUUGUAUCGCAUCGCUUUGUUAAACAGUUGAUCACGCUUAGUUUUAGUUUAGUUUUAGUUUUAGUUCUAUAGUUUAGUGUAUGUAUCUCGUUAAGGAUCUCUCCAUUGUUAUUUCUUGUGCAGUCGAUGUACACGAAAACGCCCGUAGAGACUAUUGGCCUCCGGGCUGGUCGAUCCAGACCAGGAGCGCAGAUCCCUGCGCCGCGGAACAAGAGCAACGAAUUUUUUUACGUUUUCGGAUGUUUUAUUUUUGUUCUCAUAUACAAGAUGAAUGAAAAAACCAACACCCAUGUAUGUAUGUAUAUUUUUUAUAUUUAAAUAAUACAUUUUCAAAUAAUAUAGCCACUUCGAUUCCACGAGAAUCGUCCUAGGUUUGGCCGAAGACAUUUGGGUUUAGAUUCCGAAAGAAAGUUCGAAUAGCAAAGAACAGAGAAAUAAGAAAGCAAGGGCCAAGCAAGAGAAUGGGAACGAAACGAAAAGAAAAGAAAAGAAUACCUUAUGGCAAUUAAUCGCGUCAAUUUUCGGAUGUAAAUAGUAUGCGCGGGAGCAUAAAUAAACUAAAAAGCAUUAUACAAAUCACAUAUAUUCAAGCACGAACAGUGAACGUUUAAAGUCAAUUUUUGGUGCAAAUUGUUGCGCAUAAAUCGAAACAAUAUUUACUAGGAAGUGAUAGAUCUUCAGAAUUUAAAAUGACUUUUCGUUUCAUUUGAUGGUGAUGCGGAUUCAAGGCAUAGCAAUUACUUGUUCAAUUGAUCGAUGGAAAAUCAAAUCAGGCUAAUCAUUGAUUUAACAUUCAAUUAUUUUCCCACUCAAGCAAUCCGAGUAAAGUAAAAAUACAAAAUGCGGAAUCAUUCCAGCUUAGGGAAUACUGAUUACAUAUUUACUGAGUACAUUAUUUUUGGCGCACUUUGGCUUUCCUCCCAGCUGUCCAGAUCGAGACCGAGAUCCAGAUCCAAGAUCCAGGCCAAAUCCAGCUGCAUUUACCACACUUUGCCCAAAGCUGCUUUGCAAAACCAGAUGGAUCUGACCAUGACACAGAAUCAGUAUCAGAAUUAGCUGCAAGCAAUGUGUAAGACAAAUACGAGGAUAUACAUUAAUACUACUACUAUAUAGCAUAAAGAGCAAGGCACUGCUAUAAGGACGCGCUCAAAAGAUACAUAGUUACAUACCAACACACAUUCAUACAUACAUAUAUGUCUACCUAAACAUAAA
This is a messenger RNA of Drosophila persimilis, 4426 nucleotides long. Its product is annotated as probable sodium/potassium/calcium exchanger CG1090. The transcript is spliced from 7 exons. The coding region runs from base 544 to 2538 and encodes 664 amino acids. Gene Ontology annotation, cellular component: membrane. NCBI's taxonomy places the organism in Eukaryota, Metazoa, Arthropoda, Insecta, Diptera, Drosophilidae. Gene Ontology annotation, biological process: intracellular calcium ion homeostasis; calcium ion transmembrane transport. Gene Ontology annotation, molecular function: calcium, potassium:sodium antiporter activity; calcium channel activity. The record is from RefSeq and is a predicted model, not a curated record.